AUGAAAAGUAUUACUUUCUCGACUGAGAAGGAUGAACUGCAAAGGAAACGAAAAGUUGGUUGUGAGGUGGAUUCAGACUACACACUAAAUGACUUUAUACGGAAGCACCUUAACCUACGCGGCACCAAGUAUAUGUGUAACGAGGGAGGCUGUGGUGUGUGUAUAGUAUCAGUGACGGCACCGGACAGUAACGGUACCGUGAGAACGUUCUCUGUUAAUUCUUGUUUAGUUCUGAUACUGUCAUGUCAAGGUUGGGAAAUCACCACAGUUGAAGGUAUCGGCGACCGAAAGGUUUAUCAUCCCAUUCAGCGCAGACUCGCUGAGCAUAAUGGCACCCAGUGCGGAUAUUGUACUCCAGGCUGGGUGAUGAGCAUGUACAGUUUAUUGAAGAGUAACGACAAUAUGACAAUGGAAGAAAUAGAAAACUCAUUUGGCAGCAACUUAUGUAGAUGCACCGGCUACAGGCCUAUUCUGGAUGCAUUCAAUACUUUCGCCAAAGACGCUCCUAAAAGAAAUAAAACAAUAGACAUCGAAGAUCUGGGAAAAUGCAAAAUAGAAUGUAAUAGAGCAUGUAACGAUUGGUGUGUCAUCGAGGAUAAUAAAGUAAAAUCUAUCAUUCUAAAGGAUAAUAAAGUGUGGUACAGAGCGUACGAAAUAAGUCAAAUUUUUAAAUUGUUAGAUAUCGAAGGAACCGAGUCAUAUAUGUUGGUUAACGGAAAUACUGGCAGAGGCGCUAUUCCAAUUCUAGAAUUUCCACGAGACUUUAGUUAUUUGCUGAAGCUAUACGAGCACUUAGACUUAGUAGCUCAUAUCCCCGUGAGAAAUAUUGGAUCGAUUGGAGGGAAUUUAAUGUUAAAGCACAAGGACCCCAGAUUUGCGUCGGAUGUGUUCCUGUUGCUUGAAUGUAUUGGAGCAAUCGUCACUAUUGUUAGCAAAAACAAAACAGAAGAAAUAAGUCCUGUAGACUUCCUUUCGCUUGAUAUGACAGGAAAAAUAAUAACAAAAAUUAAGAUUCCUCCGCUUUCGCACAAAUAUAAAUUUGUCUCCUUUAAGGUAAUGCCAAGAUCUCAGAACGCAGUUGCUCAAGUUCAUGCAGCAUUCUUAUACCGACUCGACGAAAACAGCGCGGUAGAAAGUGCAAGAAUUGUAUACGGAGGCCUUUCCGGAAACUUCUUCCAUGCAUCGCACACUGAGAUGUUUUUAGCGGGAAAGAUUUUAUUUACAAACGAAACACUUCAAGGAGCACUAAGAAUUUUGAACGAGGAAAUAAUUGUUGAAGAAAUAGAGGGGAUGUUGAGCCCAGAAUACCGUAAGAAGGCUGCAUUGGGGCUAUUUUACAAGGGUCUUUUGAAUAUCAUUCCUGUAGGAUUAUUAAAUCACCGCUAUACGUCAGGUGCUAUUGAUCUGCGGAAAACUAGACCACUUUCAAGUGGCUCAGAAGUUUAUAACACAAAUCCUUUACUUUGGCCCAUGAACGAACCUAUGCCAAAGUUAGAAGCGUUGGUUCAAUGCGCCGGUGAAGCGAAUUAUGUGAAUGAUCUUCAAACACAACCGAAGGAAGUAUUUUGUGCAUUUGUCACAGCAAAGAUAUGUACGGGUGAAAUUGAACACAUAGACCCAUCUCCAGCUCUUAAAAUUCCAGGUGUUCUGACAUUUCUAACAGCUAAAGAUAUACCAGGAAAAAACUCUUUUGUGAGCACCAAAGUUCCGACCUACACAAAUGAGAAAAUUUUAUCAGAUGGAAAAAUAAAUUUUUUCGAUGAGCCUAUUGGCAUAAUAGUUGCAGAAACGGAAGCUUUAGCCAAUAGAGCUUCCCUUAUGGUUAAAGUUACAUAUAAAAACGAUAGCAAAAAACCUCUCCUAAAGAUUGAAGAUGUCAGAGUAUUUGAUCCUAGUAGAGUAUCUGUUGUGUCGUCUUUUCCCGCUAUAAAAGAACCUGGUACUGAUGUUCAUAGAGUUAUUAAGAAUACAGAGAAUAUUUCUUGGCAAUAUCACUUUAGUAUGGAGACUCAGAGUUGUGUGACCCGUCCAAGCGUUGACGGCAUUGAUGUGUUUCCUGCCUCCCAGUUUCCUGAUAUGGUACACUUGGGUGUAUCGGAAUCAUUGAAUAUUGACCAGAGCAGGAUUAAUGUUGAAAUUCCUCGGUGUGGAGGUGCUUAUGGAUGCAAAAUUAGUAGAAGUGGCUUGGUAGCUACCGCGAGUGCAUUGGUUACCUACCUCCUGAACAGACCAUGUAGAUUUGUUAUGAGCAUUCGUUCCAAUUUACGGGUUGUCGGAAAAAGAUUGCCAAAUACUCUUGAGUACGAGGUUGCUGUAAGCAAGUCAGGAGAAAUCCAGUAUAUGAAAUACGAUUUGUAUGGAGAUGUGGGCUGGUUUGAAAACGAGAGUGUAGCUUUUCUUAAGGUUGCCGGUGUGAGGAACUGCUAUGACAAUGGCCGUUGGGGUUUUAAUAUUUAUAAAGUCACCACUGACACCCCUUCAAACGUAUUUGCACGAAGCCCUGGUAGCCUUGAAACUAUUACCAUGACUGAACAUAUCAUGGAAAGGAUAUCCUAUGAAAUUAAUAUGGAUCCCUUACAAGUUCGUCUUAAUAAUUUAAAUUCAGAUUAUAAAGAUGUUAAAGAUGCAGUAGAUAUAUUGCUUCAAGAUAGUGACUACUCCAACAGAAAAACUGAAGUAGAAAACUUUAAUUCAAGCAACAGAUGGAAAAAGCGAGGCCUCCGUCUAGCAAUAAUGAGCUGGCCAGCUGCAAAUCUUAUUGAUUAUCAAAUAUAUAUUUCUAUAUACCAUGGGGAUGGUACAGUUGUUGUCAAACAAGGCGGUGUUGAAUGUGGCCAAGGUAUUAAUACAAAGGUCAUCCAAGUAGUUGCGUUCACUUUAGGAAUACCAAUAUCAAAAGUCAAAGUUAAAUCUGUCGAUGUUGCCUCGCUUCCAAACAGCUAUACAACCGCUGGUAGUAGAACCACUCAAGCGGUGUGUUUCGGUGCCAUAAAAUGUUGCCAGAUGCUUCUAGAUCGUUUAGCACCUAUUAGAAAUAAUUUGGAUAAUGCGACUUGGGAACGUUUGGUGCAAGAGGCUUAUGUGCAGGGAGUAAACCUGCAAAGUAAUUAUCACGUUACAUCAAAUGACCAAAAGACUUAUAGGUGUGCAGGAGCAGCUACAUGUGAAGUUGAAUUAGACAUACUUACAGGAGAAUCACAUGUUAGGAGAGUUGAUCUUGUACAGGAUGUUGGUGUAUCUGUAAAUCCUGAAAUAGAUGUUGGCCAAUCUGAGGGGGCAUUCGUAAUGGGCCUUGGAUACUGGACUUCUGAACAUAUGAUUUAUGACAAAGAUUCUGGAGAGCUAUUGACGGAUCGCACCUGGACUUACCAUAUCCCGAUAGCCAAGGAUAUUCCUAUAGACUUCAGAGUUAAAUUGUUGCGGACCUAUAACUCCAAAGGAACGCUGGGAGCUCGUGCUAUAGCGGAACCAGGCAUAUGUCUUGCGGUGAGCGUGGCUUUUGCUCUCAAAGAGGCAAUAAUUUCUUCUCGGAAUGAAACUGGCUACCCAAUGAAUCAGUGGUUCAACGUUGAUGGUCCGUAUACAAUCGAGGCAAAUGUUUUACAUUCGGACGUCAAACUGGAGGAGUUCCUGUUUCAUUGAAGUAGAUAUACUAUGGGAAAUAUUGUCUUAUGAUAGAUCAACUUUUUUUAUUAAAAGUACCUACACACCAGACAGUAUUCUCCUAGUGAAUCACUUUUAAGUUCACUUCACAAAUAUCCCUUUUGCACUGUCACUACGCGUCACCAGUCAUCAUGGAAGCACGUAAAGGGAACAUCUUGGUGUGACUAGAUUCUCUGUUGCUUUCAUCAAGUCAUCACAUCGCUUAGGACGUCCAUCCGAAAAGAAACCUGGUCCUACAGUGGUAAAGUUUGCGGAUGUGGCAUUGCGGGAUAAGGUUUGUUUCUCUAAAACUGGAUUUAAGGGCAGCGGUAUAACUGUAUCAGAGUUUUGAACAAAGAGCCGUCAUGGCGUGAUUAUGGAGGCAAGGUAGAGAUUCGGCAUAAGCAAGUGCUGGA
Leptidea sinapis is the source of this 4058-nucleotide messenger RNA. RefSeq names its product xanthine dehydrogenase/oxidase-like. Bases 1 to 3642 code for a protein of 1213 amino acids. NCBI's taxonomy places the organism in Eukaryota, Metazoa, Arthropoda, Insecta, Lepidoptera, Pieridae. Gene Ontology annotation, molecular function: iron ion binding; oxidoreductase activity; FAD binding. The record is from RefSeq and is a predicted model, not a curated record. The transcript is spliced from 18 exons.